CUUCUCGAUCCCACUGGGAACACCGGGAGCAGCGGCGGGCACAGAGCGGGGGCUGCCCGCGGCGCCGCCUGACUGAAAAAAAAAAGACAACAACAACCCUCCGGAGGUUCGGCGGAGGUUCCGGGGCGGGGUGUCCGCGGCGCUGCCUGCGCGGACGGCGCGAGGUCCCGGCGUGCCCGCGGCGGUGCCUGUGUGGAAGUGCGGCCGGGGCCGCCCAGGGCCGGGGCCGGCGCUGGCGGGGGGCCCGGGGGGCCCGGCCGGGGGGCGGCGGGACGGGCAGCACGACCAGGAGGAGGAAGAGGAGGAGGAGGAACAGCAGGAGCAGCAGCAGCGGGAGCGCGGCCCGGACGCGAUGGACCAGUGCGUGACGGUGGAGAGGGAGCUGGAGAAGGUGCUGCAGAAGUUCUCGGGAUACGGGCAGCUCUGCGAGCGCAGCCUGGAGGAGCUGAUCCAGUACGCGGGAGGGCUGCGCAGGGAGAUCCUGCAGACAGAGAAUCAAGAUGGAGACUUGUCAGGGACGAUUUCACUUGUUAUGACACAGUGUUGUAAAAGAAUAAAAGACACAGUCCAAAAACUGGCCUCCGACCAUAAGGACAUUCACAGCAGUGUAUCCCGAGUUGGAAAAGCCAUUGAUAAGAACUUUGACUCGGACAUCAGCAGUGUGGGCAUAGAUGGGUGCUGGCAGGCUGACAGCCAGAGGAUCCUCAACGAGGUGAUGGUGGAGCACUUCUUCCGGCAGGGAAUGCUGGAUGUAGCUGAGGAACUUUGUCAGGAAUCUGGUCUAUCAAUAGAUCAAAGUCAAAAAGAACCGUUUGUGGAGUUAAAUCGAAUAUUGGAAGCAUUAAAAGUUAGAGUUCUGAGACCUGCACUAGAGUGGGCGGUAUCCAACAGAGAAAUGCUCAUGGCACAGAACAGUUCGUUGGAAUUUAAGCUGCACAGAUUAUAUUUCAUUAGUUUAUUGAUGGGGGGAACAGCAAAUCAAAGAGAAGCACUUCAGUACGCGAAAAACUUCCAGCCAUUCGCCCUAAAUCAUCAGAAAGACAUUCAGGUGUUGAUGGGCAGCCUGGUGUACCUGCGGCAAGGCAUCGAGAACUCCCCGUACGUUCACCUGUUGGAUGCAAACCAGUGGGCUGACAUCUGUGACAUCUUCACAAGGGAUGCCUGUGCUCUCCUGGGCCUCUCAGUGGAAUCACCUCUCAGUGUUAGUUUUUCAGCAGGUUGUGUAGCAUUACCAGCUCUAAUUAAUAUCAAGGCAGUUAUUGAACAAAGGCAGUGCACGGGCGUUUGGAACCAGAAGGACGAACUCCCGAUUGAAGUGGACCUUGGUAAAAAGUGCUGGUAUCAUUCAAUAUUUGCCUGUCCCAUCCUUCGUCAGCAAACAACAGAUAAUAAUCCACCUAUGAAAUUAGUCUGUGGUCAUAUUAUAUCAAGAGAUGCUUUGAAUAAAAUGUUUAAUGGCAGCAAAUUAAAAUGCCCCUAUUGUCCAAUGGAACAGAGCCCUGGAGAUGCCAAACAGAUAUUUUUCUGAAGAAAAGUUUCAUUAUGCAGUUUGUAAGUGACACUCUGGAUUUCAGGUGCAUUUCAGGAGAAUUAAAACACAUUUGUUCCCUUUUAUGCAGCAGACUGAGGACUCCUGUGUUUGUAUAAGCUAAUGCUACAGAAACUUUGCCAACAUUUAGUAUAUACAUACCAAGUGGAAAUGCUACAGAAAUAUUAUUACCAUAGGGCUUUACUAUACUCUUGGUCUCCAUACCUGAUCAAGUUACUACACCAGCAGUUGUCAUUCAAUGCAGGUUUUUGUACUUAUAAUUAUAUGGUGACUUUUUACUUUUUAAAGGCAGAAAUUGAUCACCCCCAUUUGUUUAAUAUUCUUCCUGCUAUUAUUCUAUCAUUUUAUUGAUAACUGUCAUCUUAGAGAAUGUUUGUGGACAAAGUUUUAUUUCCUGUAAUGUGUACAUAAUUAAAGGUAAAUACUUCAGAAAAAAAAAAGGUUUGAUAAAUUGAAUAGUCGUUAUAAAACUAAUUUGUAUUUUUUUCGCUGAAAAUGCUGUGAUAUAUUCUGAGUUUUUCUUUCAAACAUUUUUUCAACUUUUACAUAGAAUUCAAAGUAAAUGUGCAUAUAUAUAAAGUAUAUAAAAUAUAGCCCCAAGGGGCUACCUGUUAAAAUCCAUCACUAAUUUAUAAGGGUGAUGUGUGGCUAAACUACUACUGGGGCAGAGAGGGAAUAGGUAAUCCUGUUCCUUUGGUUUCACGAUGGAGAAGUGUUUGUGUAAGAGAACACUCAAUAAAUUCUGAAGUGGAAAUGCUUUUAGUCGAUGACAUUUGCUCUCUGGCCUUUGUAGUCAUGUUCUUUGAACUUUGUAUUCAGGAUUAGGCUAUAAAUGUCAUGUUGCUGUAUAGUUUAAUAGUCCUUAUAGUGUGCUAUUUAUAAACAGUUAUCAAAACCAAAUAAAUUGUAGAAGUAUUCAUUGUUAAAUGGGGGGAAAGCAUGUUCUGAUGCAACCUACUGAUCACAACUCUGCACUUGGCAGAACUGGGCCCUACAUCAUAUAUUAGGAGGUAGCAAGUUUUCUGUAGCUUGAGAACACUUUGCUUCUAGCCUUGUUUUUGUAGUAGAAUAUUACUGCCAUUGCCACUUUUUCUGCUGAAUUUGUCAUAUUGUUGACUAGGUAAAUUUGUACUCAUAACGGAGACGUAGAUCAUGGCAGUUAAAUCUUUUUUAGUGUGCAUAUAUUUGUAUUUAUUGCACUGUCCUAUAGUAGGGCAAGCAGCCAUAAGGCAUGCAAAGCUACAUGUAAAAUUAUAUUUCUGUAUUGUGUAGUUAAAAAAAACAAAACAACCAACCAACCCCAAGCUUCUGUGGUUGAACACUGACACACUGGUUGAAUGCACUAGCACAAAUGCACUACAGAGAAGACCGUCUUUGGGAAAUCUACACCUUUUGAAUUUGUCUGUCACCUGACUGGAGACACUGAGUCGGACUCUUAUCGGAUCAGUGACAAUGGACAAACCUACAGAGACAUUAAAAAGAGGAGCGAGUCAAGGCACACAAAUUUUAAACUUCAGAUGUGUUUGAUAACAUGUGAAAAAUACAGGUGUGUGAUUUUUUUUUUUUUUUCCUCUGCAAAACUUACAUUGUAUUCACACUGAGUUCAAAACAGCCGCGUUACCAAGUGGUAAAAUCAACAAUAAACGGGUGAGGAUAUUAUUUUCCAUGUA
This is a messenger RNA of Pipra filicauda (Wire-tailed manakin), 3219 nucleotides long. It is a transcript of the gene RMND5A, whose product is annotated as required for meiotic nuclear division 5 homolog A. Gene Ontology annotation, cellular component: GID complex; nucleus; cytoplasm. Bases 353 to 1528 code for a protein of 391 amino acids. Gene Ontology annotation, molecular function: ubiquitin protein ligase activity; protein binding. NCBI's taxonomy places the organism in Eukaryota, Metazoa, Chordata, Aves, Passeriformes, Pipridae. The transcript has 9 exons. The record is from RefSeq and is a predicted model, not a curated record. Gene Ontology annotation, biological process: proteasome-mediated ubiquitin-dependent protein catabolic process.